CACUUUCGUUUAGUUUGAUAACAAAAGUUGUCAAGUAUGUAUUAUUUUAGUACGAGAAAUAUGAAAUAGAUUUAUUGAUUAACCACUAUUUUGUGAUAACCACACCGUUUUAACCUAAAGAUCAAGAUGAGAGUUUCAACUUCCGGGUCUGACUCCGAUGACGAAAAUAAUGUAGUCAUCUGCUUUGACCCAAUAAAAAUGAUUCAAAGUCUAUCAAUUUUGUCCACAAUGAAGACUGCCACGGAAUCCAUUACACUUCUGCUCCAAAGCAUCUCCAUCGAGCACGCAAAUCGUCCACGUAAGAAGCGUCCUACAACCAGGAAACGUCCGUCUGAUGAAACAAAAAUAGAUGAAGAUACAAAUAAGAGAGCUCGUAAGGCACCUGAAAAAGAUCCUGAGAUUCCUGAAGCUCAAGACAACAGUAAAUGGAAAUGCUAUAUCUGCUAUAAGACUUUUCAUAAUGAGUCAAAUUUACACAGACACAUCAAAAACACUAAGAUCCAUCGAAGUAGAUACUGCCCGGAAGAAAUUGACGAUGACACUACAAGAUUUCGCUGCGGGUUUUGUGGGGCAACGUAUAGCAACAGAGGCAACGUAAAUAGACAUAUUAAAUCGCAUCAUUCUAAUGUACAAAAAAGUGAAAAUAAAUGCGACGCUAAAGAUAUUAAAAUGAGUGUUGAUACUUCUCCCGAAGUAAAUUCUGAUCAUGAAGAGCAGGAGCUUGUAAAUGUUGAUAUUACAAUGUGCGUAUUUGUGUGUGAACAAUGCGAAGUAGCUACACCUGUGAUCGACCGCGCAGUGGAGCAUGCACAGUUCCACGAAUUGCCCGGCUACAGGCCCAUUCCGCAGACUUGUCAAAUUUGUAAAUACACAUUUGAAGCUCAGGAUAUCACAGAACACUUUAAAAUUCACGAACGCGACAAUGAGUUCAUACCAUAUGACCCCCUCAAGUUGCUGAACAACGAAUGGUCUGAUAUAUUUCAAGGUUUAGAUGACACUCUUAUAAACACGAUAAAAUCGUCGACUAUAUAUGAACAUACUAGGAAAGUUAGAAUGAACACAGAUGACAGUGAUGAUCCGUCUUCAAAACCUCUUUAUCAAUGUGGCAUGUGUGAAAUGCACGUUCGUCCAGCGGAAGUAGAAGAUCAUUGCAAUAAGGAAAAAGCUUGCCUUGAAAAUCACUCAGUAUUUCACGUCUGUGAGAAUUGUGACAGAUUUUUCUUCACAGAAGAAGCUUUAUCAGAACAUGUUGCAGAAGAAGAAGAGAAUUCAACAUUUAAAGUAGUCACUUUCAACCAUGAAUGGGAUCUACCGAUCAAUAGGGCUUUGAGAAACCUUCAAAAUAAUUUGCACCUAGCUGGAGAAAACUCUCAACAAGAAAAAGUUUCAAACACGACCGAACAGGCAGCAACUAAAAAUCAGCAGAGUAAAAAAAUUAAAAAGGCAAUAGUAGUUCUCGAUAAAUAUCCAAUAACACAGUUUUGUCAAGACUGUGGUAAGUUCAUCUCAAUUUCAGAAUUAAAAACUCAUGAUGCCACACACAGAUAUAAUAAUAAUGCAGCUGAAGAUGAGGAAAACCACACUGAUGACGAAAUGUCAAUAGUAGAAAACUGCUUAGAAAAUAAUAAUGAGAGAGGCAAUAUUCCAGAUGAUAACCCUGAUGGAGUUGAAAUCAGAAAUGAAAAUAUUGUGGAUCAUAUAGCAAAUAUGCAGGAAGACGGAGAAGAAGAAAUAAUUGCAAAUAAUACUGUGCGCAUUGAAAAUGUCAGGUCAAUAAUAAACACUGCUUCAGCAAACCAGUUUACAAUGAUUAGACCUGACGAUAGUUUCAGAACGAUCGAAAAUGAAUUAAGACACGACUUGCGUGAAAACUUCAUAAAAUAUUCAGCCAUUCACAUUGCUAAUAAUGCAAGUAAGCAAUCAAACUCAAACAAUGAAAUAAUUGAAACACCUGAUGAAUCUGAUCAUAAUAAUGACUCAAAUUGUAGACUGCCAACGCCAAGUACUUCGUCAGAUCAAAAUAAGGUUUCAGAAGAUAACCAAAUCGUUGAUGAUAAGAGCAAACUCGAACAUAUUAUAAAGGCGAUCAGACUUAAACAAUUAUAUAAAACUAAUGAAAUUAUCGAAAUAUCUGAUGAUGAAAAUGAAGAAGAAGACUCAAAUCGUAAAGUGCCAACGCCAAGUACUUCGCCAGAUCUAAUUAGGGUCUUAAUAAAAGAAGAAGUGGAUAUCGAAGACGAUAAGAGCGAAAUCCAACAUAUUAUUAAUGCGAUUGAUAGACAAAUAAACCAGGCUAAUAAUAUUUUUGACUUAACUGAUGAAUCUGAAGAUACAGCAGCCACAGAAUCAAAUGUAGUCGCAACUGUGAAUGCGCAUCAAGAUGCAGAGGAAAACAAUGAAGAAACAACAAGUGAACUUCAGCGUAUAAUCGAAAUGACACUAAAAAAUAAGCAGCUAAUGUCCAGUCGUGACUAGAAUUGUUAAUGUGAAGCCCGCUCUUAAGAGGAUUUUGAAGAGACCACGCUAAAAGCGCGUUUUAAGCGGUAAUUCGUAUUAACUGGAACUUGUAAUUUUUUUGUUUAAGAUUUAUUGUUAUUGACUUAUUUAUCCCGAACUUACUGACGGCGUAGAACCUUUUAGCCUUCGGAGAGACGUUGGCUCUCUUUGCAUGUUCUACCGUCUGUACAGUCAGCAUCAAAAGUAGCGGAUCAAAUAACGUUUCAUAAGUAUCUACCAUUCUGUAACAGCUUACCAAAAACUGAUGUCUUUAAUAAGGAAUAACUAAAACUGUAAAAGAUAUACUUUUGAGCGCGAAUUUUAACAAUUUAUCUAUAUUUGGAAAAGUUAUCCGGAAUAUCAGAUACUUUUGGCGCGUUGUUUCAUCCGCUACUUUUGAUGCUGACUGUACAAUGGGGAAUGCUCCAAAGAACUUUUUGAAUUGGUGCCAUCGUCACGUUUUUAUCACCGCACCUCCCGCCAAAGGAGCAAAGCUCAUCCUCACUUCUUAGAUACAUGGCACCCUCGUUUCUUCCCAGGACGCAGAAUCUGGAAUGAGUUGCCCCCUGAGGUAUUUCCGUUGCGCUACGACAUGAGAUCCUUCAAGAAGCGGGUAUUUAGGGUUCUCAAGGGCCGGCAACGCUUAAGUGACUCCUAUGAUGUUGCUUAUGUCCAUGGGCGACGAUGACCGCUUCCCAUCAGGUGGCUCGUCUGCUCGUUUGCUGACUAUACUGUAACAUUUAAAAAAAUACUUAUUUUUUUACGUAAGUAUUUUAAAUUGUGAAUGCAUUUAUGUGUUAAAAUGGCCAUAUAAAAUUGUAAUUAAUUAUUUAGUUAUUCAUAGGUCGCUUUUAUACUUUAUCGUGGUCAUUUACUUUAUUAUCUUGGCCGAUACCGUCCACGAUUCGAUAACACGACACAACGCUCUACGAGGCAACAUUCCCAUCUUCACCACUUAGAUGGUUGGCAGAACUCAACUGUGCGUUUCUCCAGAAACUUCCUGAUCCACUUAGAUGGUUGGCAGAACUCAACUGUGCGUUUCUCCAGAAACUUCCUGAUCCACUUAGAUGGUUGGCAGAACUCAACUGUGCGUUUCUCCAGAAACUUCCUGAUCCACUUAGAUGGUUGGCAGAACUCAACUGUGCGUUUCUCCAGAAACUUCCUGAUCCACUUAGAUGGUUGGCAGAACUCAACUGUGCGUUUCUCCAGAAACUUCCUGAUCCACUUAGAUGGUUGGCAGAACUCAACUGUGCGUUUCUCCAGAAACUUCCUGAUCCACAGCUGAACUGUGGAAUGAACUGCCGCUCGCGGUGUUUACGGACCGAUACGACCUACAAACCUUCAAGAAUAGAGUGUACUCUCAUAUUAAAUAUCGACAACGCAUUUACAACCCCACUGGUGCAGGUGUCCAUGGGCGGUGCAUUUACUUACCAUCCUCCUAUUGGUACAUUUUCUCAACCUCGUACAUUUAAAACUAACUUAAAAUGAAAAUUACAAUAAAAUAAACGAUACGAUACGGUACGAUAAAAUCGUGUUACCAUGGACAACGAUAAUGUAUAAAAGUGCUCAUAUGGUUCCAGUGUUUAACUUUCAUGUACGGAACCCUAAAAAGUGACAGUCUAUGUGAUAAUUACAAACCAAACUUAUUUUUGUAAUCACGUAAAUGAUUUUAUCUACACGUGCUACGUUGGUAGCAAUCAGUACCCCUAGUGUAAAUUUAGUCGAUAGCGAAACGUGACAUACGCGUUUGCGUUAAGUUUCAUUUUGUAUGGGUUUUUGAACAGCGCGCCAAGCGGGACGUUUUGGAAAGUCAAAAAUCUCAUACAAAAUGACACUUAACGCAAACGCGUACGUCACGUUUCGCUGUCGAAAAUAUUUACACUAGGGGUACAGUUACUUUCUUAACUCAGUCAGAUUAUCAUAUAUUACCGAACAAGUGCUAUAAUACAAUUACAAAGCACGCGUGUGUAAUAUCCAGGAUUUAGAGCCUAAAAGCGGCUCAAUAGCCGGGUCCAUACAGAGCGAGCAUACCCGCGAGGCAAUUUCCUCACGCACAAUACAGCCAGAGUAGACGUGCCUCGGCCGAGGCGGCGCGCGCGUUUUCCUCGCUCGAGUGCGCCGCCUUGGCCGAGGCACUUCUAUACUGGCUGUAUUGUCCGUGAGGAAGUUGCCUCGCGCGUAUGCUCGCUCUGUGUGGACCCGGCUAAUAACGUGCACCUUCCGAGCAUAUGUGUUGAAAUAGUACAUUACGAUACAUGUGCGAAAAAUAGGAAAUUCGAAACGAGUGGCGAUAAAUUAAAACACGGCCGAAGGGAGUACAACGUUUUACAGUACAUAUGGCCCUUUAAAUGUUCGACACAGUAACGUAAUAUGCUAAUUUUUGCACUAGUGCGGUAAAGUAUUAGCACCAUAUGUACUGUAAUAGUACAUUACGAUACAAGUGCGAAAAAUAGGAAAUUCGAAACGAGUGGCGAUAAAUUAAAACACGACCGAAGGGAGUGUUUUAAAUCGACACGAGUUGUGAAUUACCUAUUCGCACAUGUAUCGUACAACGUUUUACAGUACAUAUGGCCCUUUAAAUGUUCGACACAGUAACGUAAUAUGCAAAUUUUCGCACUAGUGCGGUAAAGAAGCACCAUAUGUACAGUCAAUGUCAAAUACUUUGUAGCAACGAAAGUAGCCAAAUAGUUCGGUACACCAUAUAUUUAGUAUGGUGUACCGAACUAUUUGGCCACUUUGACUGCUACGAAGUAUUUGACGCUGACUGUACUGUAAAAUAGGUUAUAAGUGAAUAGUUACAUAUUUAGAUUUUAAGAUAUAUCUUAAUGUUGUAUUUGAUGUCAAAACAUAUUUGUAUGUCUUUAAUGUUAGUGUUUAUAUUUUUUAUCGAUUUAUUAUUAGAUUUUAUUAAUUAGACUAUAAUUAUCUUUUGUCAUGUUUUAGGUUAAGCAGGGGUGUACCUACCGAAAAAAAAACUGUAAACUUCAAAUGUGAAAAACUGAUUCAUUGAGACCACACUAUGGUUUUUAAAAUGACUAUAAUAAAAAGCGAGUUUUAAUUUAGAUAA
Messenger RNA from Cydia pomonella (codling moth), 5563 nucleotides. RefSeq lists its product as uncharacterized. The transcript is spliced from 2 exons. Lineage: Eukaryota; Metazoa; Arthropoda; Insecta; Lepidoptera; Tortricidae. Gene Ontology annotation, biological process: regulation of transcription by RNA polymerase II. Gene Ontology annotation, molecular function: DNA-binding transcription factor activity, RNA polymerase II-specific; RNA polymerase II transcription regulatory region sequence-specific DNA binding. The record is from RefSeq and is a predicted model, not a curated record. Gene Ontology annotation, cellular component: nucleus. Bases 127 to 2475 code for a protein of 782 amino acids.